Fragaria vesca subsp. vesca is the source of this 2037-nucleotide messenger RNA. Its product is annotated as CBL-interacting serine/threonine-protein kinase 23-like. Gene Ontology annotation, molecular function: protein kinase activity; ATP binding. Gene Ontology annotation, biological process: signal transduction; protein phosphorylation. The coding region runs from base 437 to 1840 and encodes 467 amino acids. The transcript is spliced from 15 exons. Lineage: Eukaryota; Viridiplantae; Streptophyta; Magnoliopsida; Rosales; Rosaceae. The record is from RefSeq and is a predicted model, not a curated record.
CCAUUUUCCCUCUCUAAAACCCAAAACAAGCAUAAAACCUCAACGGCCUAGAUUCUCCCGACCCCGAGAUCCCCGCCCGAAAAUCCAGCUCCGAUUAUUCCCCUGGCUUUCUUCUCCUGAUUAUGAUUUACUUUUUCGGGUUUUAAAUUAGGGAUCCGAAUGGCUUUGUCGGAUCGGGCGGUCAAAUCCGAGUCUCCAACCUUCAUUAUUAUCAUUAUUACCAUAAAGCCCGAGUCUUUCUGUUUCUGAUUGGAUUCGAUUCUAGGUUUUCGAAGAAUUAGGGAUUCGAAUUUCGGGAAGAAUGAGCGUGACCAAGUCUCAGGUGUGGCAGCCGUGCAAGAAGAAGAGGUCGAUUCUCUGAUCGGAGAUUUCUAGAGAGAGAAAGUGCGGGGAGGGUUGUGUAGAGAGAGAGAGAGAGGAAGGGGGGCUUUUGGCGAUGGCGGCGAGGGCGGCGGGCGUUGGGAGUCGGACUCGGGUCGGGAGGUACGAUCUGGGUCGGACCCUAGGGGAGGGCAAUUUCGCCAAGGUCAAAUUUGCGAGGAACGUCGAGACUGGUGAGAAUUUCGCUAUUAAGAUUCUGGAUAAAGAGAAGGUGCUCAAGCACAAGAUGAUCGGCCAGAUCAAACGAGAAAUAUCAACGAUGAAGUUAAUUAGACAUCCCAAUGUAAUCCGUAUGUAUGAGGUGAUGGCUAGCAAGACAAAAAUAUACAUCGUUUUGGAGUUUGUGACUGGUGGGGAACUAUUUGACAAAAUUGCAAGUAAAGGAAGAUUGAAAGAAGACGAAGCAAGGAAGUAUUUUCAGCAGCUUAUAAAUGCAGUGGAUUACUGUCAUAGCAGAGGUGUUUUCCAUAGAGACCUGAAGCCAGAGAAUUUGCUGCUGGAUGUCAAUGGAGUGCUUAAAGUUUCAGAUUUUGGGCUCAGUGCGCUGCCUCAGCAAGUUCGAGAAGAUGGCUUACUUCACACAACAUGUGGGACACCAAAUUAUGUUGCCCCUGAGGUCAUCAACAACAAAGGGUAUGAUGGAGCGAAGGCAGAUCUAUGGUCUUGUGGCGUUAUUCUUUAUGUCUUGAUGGCUGGCUAUUUGCCUUUUGAAGAUUCCAAUCUCAUGGCAUUAUAUAAAAAGAUAUUCAAGGCUGAGUUCUCGUGUCCUCCAUGGUUCUCCUCAAGUGCAAAGAAGCUAAUUAAGAGAAUCUUGGACCCUAACCCCUUGACACGAAUUACAUUUGCUGAGGUCAUCGAGAAUGAGUGGUUCAAGAAAGGGUAUAAACCACCUAGUUUUGAACAAGUUGAUGUUAGUCUCGAUGAUGUGGAUGCAAUAUUCAAUGAUCCUGGGGAUUCUCAGAACUUUGUAGUUGAGAAGCGAGAGGAACGACACGUGCCCGUUACCAUGAAUGCCUUUGAGCUUAUCUCUACAUCUCAGGGCCUGAAUCUUAAUAGUCUUUUUGAGAAACAGAUGGAACUUGUUAAACGAGAAACAAGAUUCACAUCCAAACGUCCUGCUAAUGAGAUUAUUUCUAAAAUUGAGGAAGCUGCAGCACCUUUGGGUUUUGGUGUGAAGAAAAAUAAUUUUAAGUUGAAGCUUCAAGGUGAAAAAACUGGUCGUAAAGGUCAUCUAUCUGUUGCAACAGAGAUUUUUGAGGUGGCCCCUUCACUCUACAUGGUUGAAGUCCGCAAGUCAGGGGGAGACACCCUGGAAUUUCACAAUUUCUAUAAGAACCUUUCAACGGGGCUGAAGGAUAUUGUCUGGAAGUCAGGAGAUGAUGCAAGGAAGGAGGCAGAAUUUGGUUCCGCUUCUAGUUCUGGUACUGCCGCUGGUGCUGGUGCUGUGUCAUCUACAUGAUUGGUUUUCUCUGCAGAUCAUAUAUGGGAUUUUUUGUUGUUGUUUCCGAAAAGGUCGUGGAAUGUUGAUCAUAUAAGUUGUAAGCGCAAAUGAGUUUGGGUGUUUCCUUCGAGUGACAUUAUUGUCAUUCUGAAAACGAUUUUAUAAGACUGUGUGCCUUUUGGGUUGGGGAUUUAAUGUAUAUACUUCCAUUGAGA